CAGAAAAAUGGCAAACGAAGAAGAUAUGGGUCGGGGGUUUCAAACUCCUCCACCAACGAUCCAACCCAACCAACAGCUCGAAUUUCUUGUUCGUGCAAGAGAGGAAAGAUUGAGGCACAUUUUGAAUCCACUAGAGCCCUUUAUUAUGCGUUUACAAAGUGUCUUGGUGUGGGAAAACCCAAAGCACAGUGCUGUCAUGUUCCUGGCUGUCAAUGGAGUAUUUUGGUUAUCCACAGUUCUCCACUACAGACCACUUUAUGUGAUUGCAACAAGCAUUUUGAUUGUUCUCUGCAUUGACACAUGGAGGAACAAGAUCUGGCCUGAAAUAAAAGUUCCAUCUAAAGAGGGGGAGGAUACAGAAGGAUGGACCCCUGUACACCCAAAGUUGCUCAGUGUCCCUGAGAUGAGUCGCAGUUUGGCAGAGAUUUGGGUGACAGUCACUGUUUACAGUAGCUUCCUACUUGACCUGAGAGUUGCCCACCCAGGCAGGUUCUGUCUUCUCAUGUCAAGUAUCUUCAUUGGAACUGCUGUACUGGGUCACUACUUCUCGGGCGUGGCCUUGUCAUAUAUCACAGUUAUGAGCUUGCUACUUUGGCCAUGUAUGGUGUACCACAAUAUCUUACAGAGGGCCUAUGUGAAGAUUGAGCCUUUCAUGAUGCAGUUGGAAUACAGUCUAAAAAUAAAACGCACAAGAUCAAAAAAGUCUAAAAGAAAGUCAAAGCGUAAGUCAGGUACACCUGGUAGUGCAUCUAAAGAUCUAGCAAUCACAGACAGUGACACAGAUGUUGAGGAGUUUGUUCCUUCUCUGGACCCUGAGAUCACCGCAGCAUUGGCACGUGCAAUUACAGACAGUGAGGAUGAAUCCAAGAAUCCCACCCCAGCUAUGUUGACACCCUCGCACAGGUCACGUGAAGUCUCACCCCUACACAGUGAUGAUGAAUUUAUACCUCAAAUUGCUCCCACUUCAGAGAUGUCUUUCUCUCAUGGCUUAUCCAGUAUUCCAUCAUAUGAUGACACAAUCCUUGACAGGCCCGAUCCAAUGAGCCAGACACGUAUAGAAAAACUCAUGGCAGAAGGUGCAGCUGACUCAAUGUUAUUCCUACCCAGUCACUUUGAGGAGUCAGAUAACUCCGACAACACAGAUGUUGAUAUUGAUACUGGGCUUUCAUUUCCUGAUCUGGACCAAGUUGAUCAUACAUCUGCAAGAGGAAGUUCUCAUGGUGUGAGGGAGAUUUCCCCGGGUGGAAAGAAAAUUUCCACUAGUGCAAUGAAAAAUUCUGAAACUGGAUCAGUGGUGGGUGAUAGCUCAAGUUCUGUAAUGGGUCUACCCACUUCAGCCAAGGCCAUGCUUGAAAGCACUGUAUCAACAGUAGUGGAGAGUACUCUAGUUGGCCUGAAUAAACUAUCUGACACCGUCAAAGAAGCUGCCUAUUCAGCUACACAACAAAAUAAAACACAAAAUAACAGUAAUGAUUCAGAUAUUUCAACUUGUAAAACUGACCCACCAUCAAGUGAACUCAACAGAGGCAAUUCUGAUGACUCAAUUUUAGCAGAAUUUGAGUUUCUAAGUCGAGAAGAUCUUGGGGAAUUUGAUGGCAAAACUUCUAAUCAAUGAUGUUAUGAGUCAACUAAGGAUAACUUCAUGUAGUUGGCCAGUACUUACUAGCCAAUUUAGGUAUAAUUUAUUGUUUUACUUCUUCCUUGUUAAAGAGAAAGAUAUUAAAGAUGCAGUAUACUGUAGGUAUCCCUUCCGGACAAUCAAUGAUACACAGGUAUAGGUACCUUAGAUAUAUCUUGAGACCA
This is a messenger RNA of Owenia fusiformis, 1803 nucleotides long. The record is from the annotation of a GenBank genome assembly. NCBI's taxonomy places the organism in Eukaryota, Metazoa, Annelida, Polychaeta, Sabellida, Oweniidae.